Sebastes umbrosus (honeycomb rockfish) is the source of this 5880-nucleotide messenger RNA. RefSeq names its product Rho guanine nucleotide exchange factor (GEF) 10-like a (gene arhgef10la). Gene Ontology annotation, molecular function: protein binding; guanyl-nucleotide exchange factor activity. Gene Ontology annotation, biological process: SREBP signaling pathway; actin cytoskeleton organization; positive regulation of stress fiber assembly. The record is from RefSeq and is a predicted model, not a curated record. The coding region runs from base 422 to 4273 and encodes 1283 amino acids. Lineage: Eukaryota; Metazoa; Chordata; Actinopteri; Perciformes; Sebastidae. Gene Ontology annotation, cellular component: cytosol. The transcript is spliced from 27 exons.
GCAGGGGUCUGGAGAGUGGGAGGAGGGAGAAAACCAAAGAAAGGACAGAAUGAGACUGGAGGGGCUGAGUGGGGGGAAAGGACCCAUCUAAAAAAGAGAGGGAUAGAGAGGGGAGAUAGAGGGAGGAACACAACCAGAGAGGCGAGAGAGAGAGAGGAGGAGGGAGCAAAGAGGGUUACCUCAUCUAGAGCUGCUAGUGCACACGGUGCCGGGAGAAGUUGUGGGAAAGUAAACAGCACAGGAGAAUUCCUAUCUGAUUUCAGCCACUUGCAGCCCUCGCAGGAGACCAUAAAGAUGACUGCACUGGACCUGACGGUGUGGUAAAAACUGAGAGUGUAUGGGAGGUUACCAGGAUUAAAGUGUCACCAGGGAGUGCCUGAAGCUUCUCGGGAGGACAUACUACUGCAGACAAGGAGGGAUUAUGUCUACUGCGAUGUCGCAACAGCAACCGCCAAAGGAGGAUGAAGAGGAGGAAGAUGAGGAGCAAGGGGAAAUGUUUUCCUUUGAUGACUGUGCGGAUGAGGAGAAGCUUCAGGAGGACAAUAAAGGGAUCACCUCUGACUCUGUUACAUCUGUCCAGCUGUCAAAAAAGGAGGACAGUGAGACAUCAAGCAGUGUCUCACAGACAGGCACAGACUGCAAACAACCUGUCAGAGCGGCGCCUCCUGCUGGACAGGAGGGCAAGGCCAAGGACGUAGCUUCUAGUGAAGAUGUUCCAGUGAACGAGUCACCCAGCGGGGCCUCAGCAGCAGCCGAGCCCAGUACCUCGGCUCCUCGUGUGGGAGAGGAGCUCCGGGUGCUUCCUGUGGCGCCGCCGGCUGCGGAGACGCUGACUGAUUCAGGAGACCACGGCAAAGAAAUCGUCAAGGAGGGCUCCGACUCCAGGGACAUCUCUGAAGCUUUGUGCGCGGAGGCUUCAGAGGUAAUCUACGACGAUGUUCCAAGUGAGGACCCCAUCUCUCCUGACGACGCAGAUAUGAUCUACGAAGACGUUCAGAGAGACGUCGGUCCUCUGGAUGCAGACAACGGAUGGAGCUCCAGUGAGUUUGAAAGCUAUGACGAACAGUCUGAUAACGAGACCAAACUGCCGGCACGGAGCAAGCUCUCUCCUGAAGUGCUUCGGCUGAGGGAUCGGUGCGCCAGGACCAAACGUGAACUGGCCAUGAGGCUGUCUGGCAAGCACAACUAUGACAUCAAGGUUCAGCAGCUCAUGAAGGCAGCGAGGAGCGGAACGAAGGAUGGGCUCGAAAAGACCAAGAUAGCCGUCAUGCGGAAAGUUUCCUUCCUGCAGAGAAAAGAUCAACAGGAAGAGGAGGAUGAUGCAGGAUACCUGGAUGUCGCUGUGUCAGAAAUGAAGCAUCCUCCACCACAGCUGAGCCCCAUGCCAGAGGGGCUGACCAACCACCAGGUUGUCAGACGCCAUAUCCUCGGCUCCAUCAUUCAGAGCGAGCGGAGCUACCUGGAAUCUCUCAGGAGAAUCUUGCAGGAAUACCAGAGACCGCUGAUGGAAGCUGAUCCACGCAUCUUGAGUCCAAGAAAGAUCCGGCCUAUAUUUUACCGAAUGAGGGAGAUCACACAGUGCCACUCCAUGUUUCAGAUUGCACUGGCGUCACGUGUGGCCGAGUGGGACAGCAGCGAGAAAAUCGGAGACUUAUUUGUCGCCUCGUUCUCCAAGUCCAUGGUGCUGGAUGUAUACAGCGAAUAUGUGAACAACUUCACCAACGCCAUGGCGCUCAUUAAAAAGGCGUGCAUCUCCAAACCAGCUUUUCUGGAAUUCUUAAAGAAGAAGCAGGCAUCCAGUGUUGACCGGAUCACUCUGUAUGGCCUGAUGGUUAAGCCCAUUCAACGAUUCCCUCAGUUCAUAUUGCUCCUGCAGGACAUGCUUAAGAACACACCGAAGGGCCACGUGGACCGUCUGCCCCUGCAGCUCGCUCUGACAGAGCUGGAGAUGCUGGCUGAGAAGCUGAAUGAACAGAAACGAGUAGCCGACCAGAUUGCAGAGACUCAACAACUAGCCCGCAGCGUCAGUGAUCGCCUGCUCAGUAAGCAACUGAACUCGGAGCAGGGGUCACUGGUCCUUUGUGAGACGCUUAUUGAGACCGUGUACGGCGAGCGGGGACAGGUCCUGAAGUCGAAGGAGAGGAAGGUCUUCCUCUUUGAUGAUGUGCUCAUCUGUUCCAACAUAAAUGUCAAGGGGCCUCCGGAUAUCAGCAGCCUGGUCCCUGUUGGCCCCAAGUACACCAUGAAGUGGAGCGCCCCCUUGCAGCAGGUGCAAGUAGUCGAGGUGGGGCAGGAGGGCUCUCAAAGCAAAGACACCUUCUUCCAACAGAGCGGCGCCAGGCGACCAAGCGGUGCCUGCACUUCAGGUAAAGCCAUCCUCGGCCCUCCGCGACUCUACCAGGAGCUUCAGGAACUGCAACAUGACCUUUCUGUCGUGGAGGAGGUCACUCUCCUUGUGGGCACGCUGCAGGGGAUGUACCAGAACCUGAACACCACCGUGGCCCAGGACUGGUGUCUGGCUCUACAGAGGCUUAUUCGCAUCAAAGAGGAACAGAUCCAGAGUGCUAACAAAUGUCGCUUACGCCUGCAGGUGCCCGGCAGGCCAGACAAGUCAGGGCGUCCUGUCAGCUUCAUGGUGGUCCUCAACACACCCAACCCCCUGAGUAAGAUCUCUUGGGUCAACCGUCUGCACUUGGCCAAGAUCGCACAACGAGAGGAGAAUUCACCCGGCUGGUUAUGCGGAGAGGACGAGGGGAAGACGAUGGCCCCGUUUUGGUGUCCCCUGCUUGCCUGUCACAUGCCUGUCUUUGCUACAAAGUCACCAGAGAGAAAGCUUGAAGCUGCCCUCCACAAUCCUGUUCACUGUGCAUUGUUGGGCUUCUCUGCAGUGAGCACCUCCUUACCUCAAGGCUACUUCUGGGUGGCUGGUGGAGAAGGCUCGCAUGGGCAGAUAGAGAUAUUUUCACUCAACAGGCCAAUGCCAAGGACUGUUAAGAGCCUGCAAGUAGGCUCUGCUGUCCGAUGUCUGGAAUAUGUGCCAGAACCUUCUCCGGCUGAGGAAGUGGAGGCUGGAGUUCACAAGGCCCCCUCGGGGAUCAGCGCCAACAUUUGUGUUGGAUUAGACGAUGGGCGCGUACUGGUCUACGGCAGUGUGGACACUGCAGCACAGUGCCUGUUGACCCUCAGUAACCCAGAGGGCUGCCCCGUGCUGUGCCUGAAGCACUCCUCCCGCUUCCUGUUUGCAGGCCUGCGGAACGGGAACAUGAUGGUUUAUGGAAGAAGUGACAACGAUGAUUUUUGGGACCCAGACUCAUCCAGAUGUGUGAGACUGGGCUCAGAACCGGUUCGGACAAUGUUGGUGUUAGAUGACUCGGUGUGGGCAAGCUGCGGGAACUCCAUCACAGUCAUGGACAUCUCCAGCCUCAACACUCAGACGUUUGAAGUCCACCCAGACCCAAUGAUCAACGUCGCGCACAUGGCCUGCGCCGGUGGAGGGGUGUGGAUGGCGUUCUCCGAGGGCUCCUCCAUUCGUCUCUUUCAUACUGAAACACUGGAGCUUCUGCAGGAAAUCAACAUCUCGACACGCUCGAAGCUGCUGAACACUGGUCAAAAGAGCAUGCGGGUCACGAGUCUGCUAAUUUGCCAGGGGCUGUUAUGGGUUGGCACUGCCCAAGGCUUAAUUAUCACUCUUCCAGUUCCCAAACUGGAGGGCAUCCCCAAAAUAACAGGAAAGGGAAUGAUCUCUCUAAAUGCCCACUGUGGGCCCGUUGACUUCCUGGUAGCCACCGCCAGCCCUCUGCCUCCCGAACUGCUGAAGAGGGACUCCGUCGGGGAUGGCCCGGACUCUGCCUUUGGAGGCGAGGACCGCAGCGACACCUCCUCUCAGGAAUCCCUGCAACAGUCCUACCAGGGAGACGGGAGAGGCAAAGGACGCGGCGUCCUGCUGCAGUACAAGCUGCGCUCUACGUCGGGGCUGCCCGGACGGCCGUUGACGGCGCUGGGCGACGAGGCGUCGGACUCCUCCCUGGAGUCUCUGGAGCACAGCGUAGAAGAUGGAUCUAUCUACGAGCUCAGCGAUGACCCAGAAAUGUGGGUUAGGGGACGUCCUUGCGAGAGGGAAGGGGGACGCAGGGACAGGGUGAUCUCUGCGGCGGUUAUCUCUGGAGGCAAGGGCUUCCGUAGGCUGAAGGAAGGAGCAGCAGCAGGUACUAGGACAAGCGGGGAGGGUUUAGAGAAUAUGCUUAUGGUAUGGCAGCUCCCGCUGACAGUGUGAUAUGGAAAAUAUAUGGCGAGGCGAUAGAUGUCUAUCCAGCUUAGCCUUGAAUCAACCGUUCUGUAAAUUCAAUGGAUUUGAAUAAAUAUGUAUGAUGGGAAGGCGUUGCCACCGUUACGGUGUUUGACAUGCUAUGAUUUGGAAUAAGGAUACUAAGACAUGUUGUUUACGAGAGGUACUUUCAGCUCAUAGGAUGCUUUGAAUGUUCAGGAUUGUGCGUCAUCAUCUUCCCAGCAGUGGCAGAGGCCGCCACAGAUUAGUUCCAUUUGAUCCGGUUCCUCUUCCCGCCUUCGUUAAGAUUGACAAUUCCUCAAUUUAACCUCAUCAUCGCCCGCGUGCUCUCUGCCACGUUUGUUUUAUGCGAAGGACUUCUGUGUGAGCACCCGUGGACAGCUCGCCUUUGAGAGGCAGCCUUUGUUGAAUCUGCCAUGCUCUGCAGAGUUAGCGACGGACAUCUUUUAUCUGAUCCUGUGGGAGAGAUCCCAUCUGUUUGGAGCUGAAAGCUGGGGACUUCCACCGCAUCACAAAGCACAUUAGCAUCACUUUAUUAGCUUCGCCAACCUCUCUCUUAUCCCAUACAAUGUGAAUGUACGAUACCUUCUAUUGUGUCUCUCGAAAUUGAAUCUGUGCUCUCUUUAAAGAAAAGGAUUUAAUUUGUCCUGUUUUGUUGCAGCUGUUGCAGAAAUGAUUUAAAGAAAAUGAGUUGCUUCCAAGAGCUCACCAUGCCUGUAUUGAGGAGGGGUCACGGUCGCACAGACUGGCUGCAAAACAACUGAUUUUGGAAAACAAAAGUUAGACAAGUCAGAGAUGUUAUUGUUCUACAUUACAGAAUCAAUAUUUGCACUGUAGAAAUCCUGUAAUUACUGCAGACUUAUUUGAGGAAAAGGAACUUCUUGGUGCCACAUUUCCGCGUAUUAUCUAGCCCAAGCAUUAUAAAUGCCAGAUAUCUGUUUCAUUAUUCACUGUCAUCCAUCAGCUAGAUGAAACAAAUGCGCACACAGGGUUGUUACACAGCCCACAUUAGCUGGAAACCCCAGUUACACAUCAAAAGCAAAACUCUAUAAACGAAUGAUGAAAUAAAAAGGAUGCAGCCAUCCAGACUGCUAUCAGCUAUGUGUGAACCCACCUAAGAGAGACACCAAUGAGCAUGUUUACAUGCGUAAAGAUGGUGUUUUACAAUACAUAGCAUUGGUCUGUAUUAACAUUAACAGGCACUGAUGUAUAUUAUCUCUGAUAUUAGCCAGGACACUAAGUCAUGUAAACCCACUUCUUUUCAUGCUAAUAUUUGGUAAAUAUUUGGAGUUUUAAUGCAAACAUUAAUAUUUUAUGAUCAAGAUAUCAUGUAAACAAGUUGUCAUGCCUGUUGGGUGGAAACUUCACAUCUCCAUUUGUGGUGAUUAUCGUGUUUUCAGAUCAGUUGUAAGAUUACAUGGUCUUUUUUUUUUAACCUGAUAGGCUUACGGAACCAAUUUAAACACUUUUAAUGAUAUAAAAAUUAGGGCUGUCAAUCGAUUCAAAUAUUUAAUCACAAUUAAUUGCACAUUUUUUAUCUGUUCAAAAUGUACCUUAAAGGGAGAUUUGUCAAGUAUUUGAUAAUCUUAUCAACA